AUGAAAUAUGUCAACCUUGGAAAAAGCGGUCUGAAGGUUUCCAAGAUCAUUCUGGGGUGUAUGAGCUACGGUGUCAAGCGGCCCAAGGACAAGUGGACCUGGGUACUUGAGGAGGAGGAAGCUAUGAAGCACCUCAAGUACGCCUACGACAAUGGUAUCAACACCUUCGACACCGCCGACACCUACAGUCAAGGCAACAGCGAGCGCAUCCUCGGAUCCUUCCUUAAGAAGUACGACAUCCCCCGGGAGAGCGUCGUCAUCCUCACCAAGACCUUCUUCAAGUGGGGCGAUGCGGAAUCGUACGGUCCCGCAGGCCAUGUAAAUAACUCUGGUUUGAACAGGAAGCGCAUCUUUGCGGCUGUCAAGGCAUCGUGCGAGCGGCUUGGGACGGACUAUGUCGAUGUCUUCCAGUGCCAUCGCUUCGACAAUGAUACCCCGAUCGAAGAGACCAUGCAGGCGCUGCACGACAUAGUCCAGGCUGGGUACGCGAGAUACAUCGGCAUGUCGAGUUGCUGGGCUUGGCAGUUCCAGGUCAUGCAGCAGUAUGCCAUUCAGAACCGCUUGACUCCGUUCAUCAGCAUGCAGAACUUCCACAAUGCAAUGUAUCGGGAGGAAGAGCGCGAGAUGAUGCCUACCCUGCAGCACUUUGGUGUCGGCUGCAUCCCCUGGUCCCCGCUCGGAGGUGGCAUCCUCUGCCGCCCAUACUCUGCCGAGAAAUCGACCGACCGCUCCAAGGAGCUCUCCUUCGGCGGCGAACCUAGCGCCGCAACCCAAGCCAUCAUCGCCGAGAUCGAAGAGAUCGCCAAGAAGCGCGGGAUCCCCAUGUCGCACGUCGCCUUCGCAUGGUCCACCUCCAAGCCGUUCGUCACUGCUCCUAUCAUUGGGACGACCAAGAUCGAACAGUUGAAGGACGCGAUCGAGGCGGUCAGUGUCGAAUUGACCAAGGAGGAGGUGGAGGAGAUUGACAAGUUGUACGAGCCGACCAAGGUGUUUGGGCAUGCUUAG
Messenger RNA from Dioszegia hungarica, 1005 nucleotides. Its product is annotated as NADP-dependent oxidoreductase domain-containing protein. The coding region runs from base 1 to 1005 and encodes 334 amino acids. The record is from RefSeq and is a predicted model, not a curated record. Lineage: Eukaryota; Fungi; Basidiomycota; Tremellomycetes; Tremellales; Bulleribasidiaceae. The transcript is spliced from 10 exons.